Alnus glutinosa is the source of this 2153-nucleotide messenger RNA. RefSeq names its product growth-regulating factor 6-like. Lineage: Eukaryota; Viridiplantae; Streptophyta; Magnoliopsida; Fagales; Betulaceae. Gene Ontology annotation, cellular component: nucleus. Gene Ontology annotation, molecular function: ATP binding. The coding region runs from base 161 to 1960 and encodes 599 amino acids. The transcript has 4 exons. The record is from RefSeq and is a predicted model, not a curated record. Gene Ontology annotation, biological process: DNA-templated transcription; developmental process; regulation of DNA-templated transcription.
AAAUAAAACCAGUGUGGUUUUCAGCUUCAGCUUAAGCUUAUCGCCCAACCCUUAAAAUGCGCCUCCACCCAACCCCUCAAGUCUCUGUCUUUUCGGCCAACGACCCAAUGUUCCAUUUCCUCAGCUUAGUAGUUUUGUGAGCUUUGGUGGGCUUUUCUAGAUGGAUUUUGGGGUGUUGAGUUUGGAUGGGUUAAUGGGUUCAGACGCUGGUUUUUCUUCUCUUGCUUCAGAUCCUGAGACAAAGCAGAAAUGGUACGGAGCCGGCUUCCUCAAGCAGGAGAGAUCUGCUGGCACCUUUGAAGAUGACUGGAGGAGCUCAAAGCUGGCCAAGACUGAUGAUUUCUCUGCCUCCAAAGCCAUGCUGUUUCAGCAGAGAAAUGCUUUACUGAGAUCUAAUUGCACUCUCUUCUCUGAUGGUCACCAACAGCAGCAAAUGCUGAGCUUCUCUUCCCCCAAAUCAGAACCUUUUUUAGUGGAAAAGAACUCUCAGAAUGCCCCAUUGCCUUACUUUCAACACGCAUUACCUGCUUAUAAUAGAAAUACAGGCUAUAGCUCUGGAAGCUUGAAUGGGGCAAGCGUGCAUGGUGUUCUAGCAGGAGCCAGAGGGCCAUUCACUCCAUCUCAAUGGAUGGAGCUAGAACACCAGGCCUUGAUCUACAAAUACAUCAAUGCAAAUAUGCCUGUUCCAUCUAACCUGCUCAUCCCCAUAAGAAAAGCCCUUGAUUAUGCCGGCUUCUCUAGCUUUCCUGGGAGCCUUCUGAGACCCAAUACCUUGGGAUGGGGUUCUUUCCAUCUGGGAUUCUCCAACAACGAUCCUGAGCCCGGAAGGUGUCGGAGGACCGACGGGAAGAAAUGGCGGUGCUCCAGAGAUGCGGUUGCUGAUCAGAAAUAUUGUGAGCGACACAUGAACAGGGGCCGCCAUCGUUCAAGAAAGCCUGUGGAAGGUCAAACCGGCCAUGCCAUUACCGGGACCACCGCCGCCACCACCACCAAUGCAAGCACUAGCACAAAGCUGAUGUCUAUUGCUUCAUCCCCAUCAGGGUCGGUGGUCGUGGCACCCGGCAGUGGCAGAAGCGCUGCGACCAACAGCCUAGCGCACCAACAACUCAAGAACUUGCAGCCUGGUGCAUCUAAUCCUUCUGCUGCCACCACCAUUAGCAGGAUGCUUAUGAACAAGGAGAAUGUGAGCGAGACAAUGCAAGACACACCCAGCCUCUCCAUUCUAUGCCCCUCCAUUGACCAUAAACCUAAAGAGAACUCUUUCAUGAUUCAGAAACAGCAAAACCCAUAUGAAGAAUCCUCUAGAAAUGUGUUUGGGCUAGUCACUUCUGAUUCCCUCCUCAACCCUUCACACAAAACCUCUAGUCUAAUGAACUGCUCUUCACAAGAGCUCAGUGACAGAGGAACCGAAUCGCAACGAUCUCUUCGUCAUUUCAUUGACGACUGGCCUAAAACCCAAUCUGAUCGCUCAACCAUUUCCUGGCCUGAGCUCGACGUGCAGUCGGACAGAACCCAGUUGUCAAUUUCAAUCCCCAUGGCUUCCUCAGAGUUCAUCUCAUCCACUUCCUCUCCCACCAAUGAGAAACUCACACUCUCGCCCCUCAGACUUACUAUCCUUAAUGAGACAAACCAAAAGCAGGCAAAUUGGAUUCCCAUCUCUUGGGAAACAUCCAUGGGAGGUCCUUUAGGAGAGGUUUUGCAUCAUAGUAGUAAUAGUGUAGGGGACUGCAAGAAUUCGUCUGCACUUAACCUUAUGACUGGGGGCAGCUGGGACAAUAGUCCACCCAUAGGGUCAUCUCCUACAGGGGUCCUACAGAGGACCACUUUUGGGUCUCUUUCUAACAGCAGUGCAGGGAGCAGCCCUAGAGCCGACAACCACAGGACCCUUGAAGGGGCUAGCCAGUGUAAUGACCUCCUUGGCUCAACUCUUGUGAAUUCUUCGUCCUUGCCUGCCUUGUAGCCACUUGACCUGCCAACUCAGAAAUUUGUUAGGUGAUGCAAGAAAAAUGAAUUUUAUCUGUGUGAGGAACAUAGUGAGAGUGAGUUUUUUCUUUUUUCUUUUUUUUCUUUUUUUCUUUUUUUCUUUUUUUUUUGUUGUUUCGUUUAGUGUGUUAAAUCUUUCUAAUUUCAUAACAUGUUUCUUUUCUGGCUCA